AGUAGCGGGCUGCACACCAUUUAUUUAAGCUGUAAAAGAAGAGUCGCGUUGCGCAACUUAUAUUGCGUUUGCUAACUGCUAGCAAAACAAAAAAAAGCUACUAUUGUAAAACUGUAAAUAUUGUUUUUGUGUCCAAGAUGAGUCCUGCCUGCGACUGCUGCGUGGAACACGUAAGCACACUGAAACGGCAGGUGUCUGUGAUGCGGAAGGAAAUCAAGAAUCUUCGGCAGAUGCUGGACACUGCAACCAGAACUCAUCGCAAACACAUCCUUUCUAUUCAGUCCGCUUUGUCAAAAACAAGCGUCCAGGGGCUUGAGAAAGACCUGCCGCCGCCUCCGACGGCUUCACCUCAGGAAGCGUUAGAACACGGAAACAUUCAGACCAUCCCUAUUGGCUACAUAAGUUCCUGUUUCUCUAUGAAGAACGGGACACCCAGACAGCCCACCGUCUGCGGACCCUCAAGGGCGGAGCUACGACUGAAGCAGAGUGUCUUCAAUAACCCGGAGCAUGCACUUGUAGGACUGGAGCAAUAUUCUCACGUCUGGGUUAUCUUCCUCUUUCACAAGAAUGGGCACAUGAGUUACAAAGCCAAAGUGAAGCCCCCCAGGCUGGAUGGUCAGAGGGUCGGCGUGUACUCCACCCGCAGCCCGCACCGCCCCAACGCUUUGGGGCUUACCCUCGCAAAGUUGGAUAAAAUUAUAGGUGAUACAAUACAUCUGUCAGACAUUGACAUGAUCGCAGGUACCCCGGUCCUGGAUAUUAAACCCUACAUCCCAGAGUAUGACUCCCCCAGCACAAGGAUGAGAGAUGACUGUGAGCCUUGUCAACAACUGGACUCCGCCCGUUUGUCAGCUAACCAUCCAACAGAAGCUCAGUUAAAUGUAAAAAAGAUUGCGGUCAAGUCUGUAGCGGACACUCCAAACAAAGAUGGGUGUCAGUUCCCUAAUUCUUUGCAAGGAGAUGCUCUCGCUAUGCUGGAGGAAGUGAAGGCAUACCUGAGCCAAAGCGACUUCCGGCAGGCAAGUAGCGCCGGCAAGCGCAGGGAUUCAGACCCAUCGGGAGUCGAGCAGGACCAGCCGCCCUGUUACAGAGAAGAGGCCUACAGCACCAUCGCCGGCUGGAUCCGAGAGCCGCCUGUUGCCAGUCUGGAGGUCCGCUUCACCCCUCAUGCUGAGAGGGAUCUAGCACAAUUCCUUCCCACAGAACAGUCAGGGCCGCCUGUAAGUGACCGUCCAAGGUUCAAGUUCCUGCGCAAUUCAGAGGAGGCGGCUGUAGCCAUCAGAGGCGUGCUGUCCGCCGACCCCCGGUCAGUCUACAGGAGGACCCGAUGCAAAGACAAGCUCUUUUUCUUCACACUAGAUUCAGCUGACAUAACCUGCUGGUUUGGACAAGGCUUUGCUGAGGUGCUGCAGGUGCGACCCGUUCAGUAUUUAAUGGAAGCCACAUAAAAACGGGAUACAUUGCCUUUAUUUUUAAUAGAAAGUACUGCAUAUGGCCACGGUCUCGUCUUAUAUUGUUCAGAAUCAGAUUCACAGGCCAAGUAUGUUUGACACACAAGAAUCGAGUAAUUAUAAACAAUAAAUGAUGACAGAAGUCAUGAAAA
Nerophis ophidion (straightnose pipefish) is the source of this 1603-nucleotide messenger RNA. It is a transcript of the gene trmo, whose product is annotated as tRNA methyltransferase O. The coding region runs from base 138 to 1448 and encodes 436 amino acids. The record is from RefSeq and is a predicted model, not a curated record. The transcript is spliced from 6 exons. NCBI's taxonomy places the organism in Eukaryota, Metazoa, Chordata, Actinopteri, Syngnathiformes, Syngnathidae.